Arvicanthis niloticus (Nile rat) is the source of this 4110-nucleotide messenger RNA. RefSeq lists its product as uncharacterized. Lineage: Eukaryota; Metazoa; Chordata; Mammalia; Rodentia; Muridae. The record is from RefSeq and is a predicted model, not a curated record.
UACGGCAGACACCAGAAAACCUGAAUGUCAGAAAACCGAUACACUGGAGACACUGGGCAGUUGUAGGAAGAUGUGAAGAUGUUGGAAGAUAUAAAGAUGGUGGAAGAUGUGGAAAUGCUGGAAGACAGGCAGAUGCUGGAAGCCCUGGAGAUGCUGGAAGACUUGAAGGUGAAGGAAGACACAUAUACUCCUUGGAAGACAUGGAUUUUAGGAAGAUGUAGAUUUUUUGAAAGACAGAUUUGUGGAAGGUGUAGAUUUUCAGGAAGACAUGGAUUUUCAGGAAGACUUGGAUUUUCCAGAAGACGUGGAUUUUCAGGAAGUCUUGGAUUUUCAGGAAGUCUUCGAUUUUCAGGAAGUCUUCGAUUUUCAGGAAGUCUUGGAUUUUCAGGAAGACUUGGAUUUCCAGGAAGACUUGGAUUUCCAGGAAGACUUGGAUUUCCAGGAAGACUUGGAUUUUCAGGAAGACUUGGAUCUUCUGGAAGACUUAGAUUUUCGGGAAGACAUAGAUUUCUGGGAAGACUUGGAUUUUGGAAGACUUUGAUUUUUUGGAAGACUUAGAUUUUCAAGAAGACUUGGAUUUUCAGGAAGUCUUGGAUUUCUGGGAAGACAUGGAUUUCUGGGAAGACAUGGAUUUUCAGGAAGACUUGGAUUUUCAGGAAGACUUGGAUUUCUGGGAAGACUUGGAUUUUCAGGAAGUCUUGGAUUUUCAGGAAGACAUGGAUUUCUGGGAAGACAUGGAUUUUCAGGAAGACAUGGAUUUCUGGGAAGACUUGGAUUUUCAGGAAGUCUUGGAUUUUCAGGAAGACAUGGAUUUCUGGGAAGACAUGGAUUUUCAGGAAGACAUGGAUAUUCAGGAAGACUUGGAUUUCUGGGAAGACUUGGAUUUUCAGGAAGACUUGGAUUUCUGGGAAGACAUGGAUUUCUGGGAAGACUUGGAUUUUCAGGAAGACAUGGAUUUUCAGGAAGACAUGGAUUUUCAGGAAGACUUGGAUUUUCAGGAAGACAUGGAUUUUCAGGAAGACAUGGAUUUUCAGGAAGACUUGGAUUUUCAGGAAGACUUGGAUUUCUGGGAAGACUUGGAUUUUCAGGAAGACAUGGAUUUUCAGGAAUACAUGGAUUUUCAGGAAGACUUGGAUUUUCAGGAAGACUUGGAUUUCUGGGAAGACUUGGAUUUUCAGGAAGUCUUGGAUUUUCAGGAAGACAUGGAUUUUCAGGAAGACAUGGAUUUUCAGGAAGACUUGGAUUUCUGGGAAGACUUGGAUUUCUGGGAAGACUUGGAUUUUCUGGAAGACAUAGAUUUUCAGGAAGACAUGGAUUUUCAGGAAGACUUGGAUUUUCGGGAAGACAUGGAUUUUCAGGAAGACUUGGAUUUUCAGGAAGACUUGGAUUUUCAGGAAGACAUGGAUUUUCAGGAAGACAUGGAUUUUCAGGAAGACUUGGAUUUUCAGGAAGACUUGGAUUUCUGGGAAGACUUGGAUUUUCGGGAAGACUUUGAUUUCUGGGAAGACAUUGAUUUCUGGGAAGACAUCGAUUUUCAGGAAGACUUGGAUUUUCAGGAAGACAUGGAUUUCUGGGAAGACUUGGAUUUUCAGGAAGACUUGGAUUUUCAGGAAGACUUGGAUUUUCAGGAAGACAUAGAUUUCUGGGAAGACUUGGAUUUUCGGGAAGACUUGGAUUUCUGGGAAGACAUUGAUUUCUGGGAAGACAUUGAUUUCUGGGAAGACAUGGAUUUUUAGGAAGACUUGUAUUUCCAGGAAGACAUUGAUUUCUGGGAAGACAUGGAUUUUCAGGAAGACAUGGAUUUCUGGGAAGACUUGGAUUUUCAGGAAGACUUGGAUUUUCGGGAAGACUUGGAUUUCCGGGAAGACAUCGAUUUUCAGGAAGACUUGGAUUUCUGGGAAGACAUGGAUUUCUGGGAAGACUUGGAUUUUCGGGAAGACAUGGAUUUUCUGGAAGACUUGGAUUUCCGGGAAGACAUUGAUUUCUGGGAAGACAUGGAUUUUCAGGAAGACAUGGACUUUCAGGAAGACUUGGAUUUUCAGGAAGACUUGGAUUUUCCGGAAGACUUGGAUUUCCGGGAAGACAUUGAUUUCUGGGAAGACAUGGAUUUUCAGGAAGACUUGGAUUUCUGGGAAGACAUGGAUUUCUGGGAAGACUUGGAUUUUCGGGAAGACUUGGAUUUCUGGGAAGACAUUGAUUUCUGGGAAGACAUGGAUUUUCAGGAAGACAUGGACUUUCAGGAAGACUUGGAUUUUCAGGAAGACUUGGAUUUUCAGGAAGACUUGGAUUUCUGGGAAGACAUGGACUUUUGGGAAGACUUCGAUUUUCAGGAAGACAUGGAUUUCUGGGAAGACUUAGAUUUUCAGGAAGACAUGGAUUUUCAGGAAGACUUGGAUUUCCAGGAAGACAUGGAUUUUCAGGAAGACUUGGAUUUUCAGGAAGACUUGGAUUUUCAGGAAGACAUUGAUUUCUGGGAAGACAUGGAUUUCCAGGAAGACUUGGAUUUUCAGGAAGACUUGGACUUUUGGGAAGACUUUGAUUUUUGGGAAGACUUGGAUUUUCAGGAAGACUUGGAUUUCCUGGAAGACUUGGAUUUUCAGGAAGACUUGGAUUUCCUGGAAGACUUGGAUUUUCAGGAAGACAUUGAUUUCUGGGAAGACUUGGAUUUUCAGGAAGACUUGGACUUUUGGGAAGACUUCGAUUUUCAGGAAGACAUGGAUUUUUGGGAAGACUUGGAUUUCCUGGAAGACUUGGACUUUUGGGAACACUUUGAUUUUUGGGAAGACUUGGAUUUUCAGGAAGACUUGGACUUUUGGGAAGACUUCGAUUUUUGGGAAGACUUGGAUUUUCAGGAAGACUUGGAUUACCUGGAAGACUUGGAUUUUCAGGAAGACUUGGAUUUCUGGGAAGACAUAGAUUUUCAGGAAGACAUGGAUUUUUCUGAAGACAUGGAUUUUCAGGAAGACUUGGAUUUCUGGGAAGACAGAUUUUCAGGAAGACAUGGAUUUUUCUGAAGACAUGGAUUUUCAGGAAGACAUGGAUCUUUGGGAAGACAUGGAUUUUUGGGAAGACGUGGAUCUUUGGGAAGACAUGGAUUUUCGGGAAGACAUAGAUUUUCAGGAAGACAUGGAUUUUUGGGAAGACUUGGAUUUUCUGGAAGACUUGGAUUUUCAGGAAGACUUGUGUUUUGGGGAAGACAGAGAUUUUGGGGAAGACUUGGAUUUUCAGGAAGACAUGAAUUUUUAGGAAGACAUAGAUUUCCUGGAAGACAUGGAUUUGAUGGAAGACAGAGAUUUUUUCUGGAAGAUGUGGAUAGGAUGGAAGAACAGGAGAUCACUGGAAGACAUAGAUAUUGGGAAGACCCGAAUUUUCCGGAAGACCAGGAUUGUUUGGAAGCCAUUGAUAUGUGGAAGCCAUGAGCCAAUUCUGGAAGACAUAAAUUUUCUGGAAGAUGUCAAUCUUCAGGAAGACAUGAAUCUUCAGGAAGACAUAUAUCUUCAGGAAGACAUAUAUUAGCUGGAAGACUUGGAGGUAUUUGGAAGACAAAUAUUCAGGAAGACGUGGAUCUAUCGGAAGAUCUGGAUUUAGUGGAAGACAUGGGUUUCUGGAAGACUUGAACUGGUGGAAGACACUGAUGAGCUGGAAGACAUGGAUUUUUCUGGAAGACAUGAACUGGUUGGAAGACCUGGAUAUUUUUCUGGAAGACACUGAUUUUCUGGAAGACCUGGAUUUUGUAGAAGACACAGAUUUUUCUGGAAGACGUAGAUUGUAAUGGAAGACAUGGAUUUUUCAGGAAGACAUGGAUUCUUCUGGAAGAUGUGGAUUUUUCUGGAAGACGUGGAUUUUUUUUCUGGAAGACAUAGAUCCCUCGGAAGACAAAGAUUUUCCUUGAAGAUUGAGAUACCAUGGAAGACUGAAUUUACUGGAAGACUUGGAGGUUCUUGGAAGACAUGUAUCACCUGGAAGACAUAUUUUCUGGAAGACCAGGAUUGUCUGGAAGACCUUGACAGUGUUGGAAGACUUGCAGUUGCUGGAAGACCUGGAGAUGUUGGAAGACCUGGAGAUGUUGGAAGACCUUGGUACUGGCACCACUGGAAACCCUAGAUAUUG